AUGGAAAAACAUUUCAAGCAUUCAGAACGACAAGUAACACUACGCCGUCCUAAUGACUACCAAAGAAGUUUCAGUGAGAAAGAACUUUCCGAAAUGGCCACGUCAGGCUACUUCGGCGGUACCCCUCUCGAAAUAGUGACAGUUUUCCCCCACAGAGAUCUUUUUGUCUUGCAGCAUAAUGACUUGGACAAGAUCGACUGGGGUUGCCUUGGCUUCGAAGCCUCUCUGGCAUUGCCAAGAGAAGGGUUCUCUGGUGUGGAUCACGUCGGAAUAGAGUAUGACCGAGCGUGGGGGGAUGGAUAUUGUAUAGAUGAGGAUGUUAACUGCACGUUUUUAAAGGCUUGUGUCGAAGCAAACUAUACCAUCUGGUUUAUCGACCGCUACCUGAAAAGAAAGAGUCAAGGUCCAGCGUUUAAAGAAGAAUCAGACUGUUCCUGGAAGAUCAAUGCUUUUUAUGCCAGCGACAGGAAACUUUUAGAGAUCAAGGACUACGAUGACCUUUUCAAGGACUGGGAAUACAUCGGACCGGUGGAAACCGAGUGGUAUGAUCAUAUGCAUCAUUCGCUGAGCUUUGUUCGCCAGUUACGAGCUGAUCUCACCGAUCAGUACAUCACUAACGACUGUGAAGCUGAAAAACCCUGUGUCAUUGGGCUUCUUGGAUGGGCCCCCUUAUGA
Fusarium proliferatum ET1 is the source of this 675-nucleotide messenger RNA. RefSeq lists its product as uncharacterized. The transcript has a single exon. Bases 1 to 675 code for a protein of 224 amino acids. Lineage: Eukaryota; Fungi; Ascomycota; Sordariomycetes; Hypocreales; Nectriaceae. The record is from RefSeq and is a predicted model, not a curated record.